Molecule: messenger RNA, 1312 nt
Organism: Ziziphus jujuba (common jujube)
Lineage: Eukaryota; Viridiplantae; Streptophyta; Magnoliopsida; Rosales; Rhamnaceae
Product: eukaryotic translation initiation factor 3 subunit I
Exons: 8
Coding region: 151-1131 (326 amino acids)
Biological process (GO): cytoplasmic translational initiation
Cellular component (GO): eukaryotic translation initiation factor 3 complex, eIF3m; cytoplasm
Molecular function (GO): RNA binding; translation initiation factor activity; protein binding
Source: RefSeq, a predicted model, not a curated record
UGGGAGGCAGCUGGUAAAAAACCGCAAAACCUACUGUCUCUUCUUCUUCAGCUUCUUUCUCUACCCCUACAUCUAAAACCCUCCGGUGCGGUCUGUUCCUCUCUGCCUGCUCAAGGAGAGGCAGAGUUGUUCUUCGAAGCUCGAAAAACCAUGAGGCCGAUUUUGAUGAAAGGGCACGAGAGGCCCUUGACAUUUCUCAAGUACAACAGGGACGGCGACCUCCUCUUCUCCUGCGCUAAGGACCACAAUCCCACCGUCUGGUUCGCUGACAACGGCGAGCGUCUCGGUACCUAUCGCGGCCAUAACGGCGCCGUUUGGUGCUGCGACGUCUCAAAGGAUUCGAUGCGGUUGAUAACUGGGAGUGCGGAUCAGACGGCGAAGCUAUGGAAUGUGCAAACUGGGCAGCAACUUUUCUCUUUCAAUUUCGAUUCUCCGGCGAGAGCCGUUGAUUUGGCUGUCGGUGAUAAGCUGGUUGUCAUCACCACCGACCCAUUUAUGGAACUCCCUUCUGCAAUUCAUGUGAAGCGCAUUGCCAGAGACCCUGAAGACCAGACCGGUGAAUCGGUUCUGGUAUUGAAAGGUCCUCAAGGAAGAAUAAACAGAGCUGUUUGGGGACCCCUUAACAAGACCAUUAUAAGUGCUGGAGAAGAUGCUGUUAUUCGUAUCUGGGAUUCUGAGACAGGAAAAUUGCUUAAAGAGUCAGGGGAGGAUGUUGGCCACAAAAAAACCAUUACAUCACUUACAAAAUCUGCUGAUGGUUCCCAUUUCCUCACUGGCUCCCUUGAUAAAUCUGCAAAGCUUUGGGAUAUCAGAACCUUGACUCUUAUCAAGACUUAUGUGACUGAGCGCCCCGUCAAUGCAGUUGCAAUGUCUCCACUUCUUGAUCAUGUGGUUCUUGGAGGUGGUCAAGAUGCUUCAUCUGUCACAACAACUGAUCACCGUGCUGGGAAAUUUGAAGCUAAAUUCUUUGACAAGAUUCUUCAAGAAGAGAUUGGAGGUGUGAAAGGCCAUUUUGGACCAAUAAAUGCUUUGGCUUUCAACCCAGAUGGUAAAAGUUUCUCAAGUGGAGGUGAAGAUGGUUACGUACGUUUACAUCAUUUUGAUCCGGAUUACUUCAACAUCAAAAUUUAGGCUUUAGGGAAGUAAGCAUUCUUCUCCACCGCAACAAGUGUUUCCAGUACCAACUUAUGUGUAUUGUCAUUGUUGUGAGAUCAAACCAUGUCUUCUGGUGUUUUGUUUUGAAGAGGGAAAACAGUUUUGUAGAAGUUUCUUUUUAUUUUCCUUAUAAAACAAUUUUAUUAUUUGUUGACAA